Anthonomus grandis grandis is the source of this 1648-nucleotide messenger RNA. Its product is annotated as myrosinase 1-like. The record is from RefSeq and is a predicted model, not a curated record. The transcript has 10 exons. Gene Ontology annotation, biological process: carbohydrate metabolic process. Bases 14 to 1609 code for a protein of 531 amino acids. Gene Ontology annotation, molecular function: beta-glucosidase activity. Lineage: Eukaryota; Metazoa; Arthropoda; Insecta; Coleoptera; Curculionidae.
AAAAUAAAAAACAAUGAACCACAAGAUGUUUUCUCAAGUGUUUUGCACUGAUAACGUCAAUAAAAACGCCAGCGGAACAGUAGCACUUGCCAGUACGCUAGAAAACGCCAAAAUGUUGUCCCUUUUGGCACUUAUAGUUCCGCUAAUCGUAAGUACGUCAUGCGACGAAGUCUCCUCGUUGAACAACCGCUCGUUCCCUACGAAUUUUAAAUUUGGCGCCGCCACCGCCUCCUAUCAAAUCGAAGGCGGCUGGAACGCGGACGGCAAGGGAGAGAACCUAUGGGAUUGGUACACCCACACUUUCCCCGAUAAAAUUCAGAACAGGGAUAACGGUGACGUGGCGUGUAACUCUUAUUACAAGUGGAAGGAGGACAUACAAUUGCUGAAAGAUCUCGGGGUGAACCACUAUAGGCUGUCCUUGUCUUGGAGCCGGAUCUUGCCCAACGGAACCGUUAAUAACGUGAACCAGAAAGGGAUCAAUUAUUAUAUUAACAUUUUGGAGACCCUGAGGGCCAACAACAUCGAACCGCUGGUGACUCUCUACCACUGGGAUCUGCCGUUGGUGUUCCACGAGUUGGGUGGAUGGUACAACCCCUUGUUGGCCGACUACUUUGCCGAAUACGCCCGAUUGUGCUUUAAAGUGUUUGGAAAAUACGUGAAAACCUGGAUUACCAUUAACGAGCCGCAAACCACUUGCGUCCAGGGAUACGGGAUUGGCGGUAAGGCCCCCGGGUACCUCCAUAGCGGCGAGGGUGUGUACCAAUGCGCUUUUACUAACGUUCUGGCACACGCCAAGGCUUACCACGUCUAUGAUAAGGAGUUUAGGGCGAGCCAGAAUGGGAGAGUUUCUAUUGUGCUCGAUAGCGCUUGGGCGGAAGCUGCUAGCGAUAAGCCUGAAGACGUACUAGCAGCCGAAACCGCCAUGGCUUUCAGCAUGGGCCUAUACGCCAACCCAAUUUACAACGGAAACUGGCCCCAAAUAGUCAUCGACCGUGUGGGAAAUCGCAGCUUGAACGAGGGAUUCCCCGCAUCCAGACUGCCCCAGUUCACCCCCGAGCAAAUCCAAUUAAUCAAAGGCACUUCCGACUUUUUCUGCUUGAACACAUACGCCACCAGCUACUCCCAGUACCAGAACACCGUAAACGAGAGCAUCGGCACCCCGGAUUACCAUCUGGACAUGGGGGUGCGCAGUUACAGGGACCCUUCGUGGUCCGCGGUGGUGGACUGGGUGGCUUUGGUACCGUGGGGGUUCAGGAGCCUGCUGAAUUACGUCUGGAACCAGUACGAUGGAGUCAACGAAAUUGUCGUCACGGAAAACGGUUGGGCUGACGUGGAGAGCACCUUAAACGACACCGCUAGGAUCACGUAUGUUAGCGAAUAUCUUAGCGCUUUAUUGGACGCUUAUUACGAAGAUGGGGUGAAUGUUACUGGAUACACUGUCUGGAGUCUCCUGGAUAACUUUGAAUGGACCAAUGGAUACACGCAAAAAUUGGGGAUCGUGCAGGUGGACUUUAACGAUCCCGAUAGGACGAGGACCCCCAAGGAGUCUUAUGGUUGGUACAAGGGGGUGAUAGCCAGAAGGUGUCUUCUGGAAAGUUGUGUUAACUAGUGAAAAAAAGAGAGAAAAUAAUGGAUUUACUUGUAUAAA